AUGGCCGACGCGGGUGAGGUGGACGAGGUGGAGGCCGAGGCCGAGGCCCCGGGCGCAGACGGCGGCCCGCCCCCGGGCGCCGGGGCGGAGAAGCCACAGAGGGCGGGGAGCUCAUCGCGCCGCAACCGCGAGAGGAUGCAGCCCUUCUCCGCGUCCCAGAAGGCGCGGCAGCUGCUGUCCAGCUGCCCGGGGCCCGCGCCUCGGCGGCCGCUGCCGGAGGCGUUGAGGCAGCAGGCGGUGCUGCACUACGACCCCGUUCGAUUCGGUUUUGCGGAAGUGGUCGCGAAGGACCUCCUCGGCUUGUUCCAGGAAGGGGAAGGAGCUCUCGGGGCGGAGUACUGGAUGGCCCAGCUCCAGGGCUACAGCAUGACCGAGGAGGACAAGCGCCACGCCUCCCCUGGCCGCGUCCACGACAGGGUCAAGGCGUGCGAGAGCCUGUGCUCACUGUACGAGGGCUUGCUGCGGGAGGUGGUCGGGCCGCACCUGCUGGGCGCCUUCGGGGCGGCGCGGGGCGCCAGCUCGGGCGCGGGCGCGGAGCUGGCCGCGGAGAGCUCCGACGAGGCUCCAGAGCAGCCGCCGCAGCCCGACGAGCACACCUUGCUGUACCAGUUCCCGCCCACCCUGCGGAUCUACUGCUCCUGCCCGAAUCCGAAGGCAGGCAGCGAGACAAGGAGGGGCAAUACGCAGUAUUCAGAGUCGAAACGCUGA
This is a messenger RNA of Prorocentrum cordatum, 708 nucleotides long. The record is from the annotation of a GenBank genome assembly. NCBI's taxonomy places the organism in Eukaryota, Dinophyceae, Prorocentrales, Prorocentraceae.